GGACAUAAGUUUUUAUUCUUUAUUUUUAAACUGUCACUGUGAUAUACAUUGAUAACUAUAGAUUUUAAUUUCUUACUUUCUUAGUGAUUUACUCAAAACAUUUAACAAAGAGUGUGAGUAAAUAUAUGACGUACCACGUACAUGUUCGUAGUACGAACAAGUACAACUUGCUUGUUGCUUGUUGGCGAACGACAAAAUUUUGAAAUCGCACAUCGCACCUGUACGUAGUAAUGAUAAUAUUUUUAACAUAACAAUAUUGUAAAGCAUUGGACAUGGCCAAGAACGUUUAUUUUUUGUAUACGUUCUUAUUUUAUCUAUGCACACGAUCGUCAUUGGCGUCAAAUGUGUCCACAUCGUCUACUACGUCCAUAGAUGUAUUGCCUGAUGGAUGUCAAAGUCUUUUGCAAUCAUUUGCCAACGAGACGGCCAGGUUCACUCUGUGCGUAGUAACUAAUGCUCGGCCAAUCACUGUAUGCGAAAAAUGUGCGAACGAGUUCAAUCAAGUCUUCAAGAGAUACGAAGAAAUACAAAAGUUACAUAACAAUGAUAGUGAGGUAGACUGUCGAGCAGUUUUGACUAAUAUUGAUCGCUUACAAGUUGUGUAUGCAAGUUAUAACUAUGUGUUGGAUAUGUGGGACAAAGCUUCUUGCAAACUGUGUUUAAAUGGUACUGUUUUCAAUGAAAAGACGAAAGGAGUGAUGACACGAGGUGAUAAUUUAGAUGAGUGUAUAUCAAAACACAUAAAUAACACCAAAUUUUCAAACGAAUCAAUUUGUACCGACUGCAAACAAUACUAUGUGAAUUUAACCAAUUACUAUAAUAGGUAUAAAAACGAUAACACAUUUUGUAUGGAUGUUGUUGAUCUGAUAAACAACACCCAAAGUGAUUGGAGUUUAAAAUGGAAAUGCCAUGUAUCUAACUAUGAUUCUGAAUGGGUUUUACUUGUCAUUUCGUUUAUUGUACUUUUAAUGCCUAUUUUAUUUUAUUUUAUCAAUUGGUUAAUAUCCCAGGAAAGAUCAAAUGUAUUAUUAUCACAAAACCGUUGGCACCAAAGGCUUACUAAUAAUGCAGCAUCAACUUCCGGUUACGUUGUUAUAUCCUAAGUUAGUGUUAGUAUUGAAUGGAGUAUCAGUACUUUAAAAAUGUUUAUUACAUUCAUUAUGUUAUUAUGACUUAAGUAUGAUAUAAUCUGGUAAUAUAACAUGUUUAUUCAUAUAUAUCAAUUGUUAAGUYAAUUAAUCAUAUUUAGUGUCAACUGUGAUAUUUGUUAACUAUGAGACAUAUAAAAUUAAAUUGUACUACAUUUAUUAUA
Messenger RNA from Diuraphis noxia (Russian wheat aphid), 1312 nucleotides. Its product is annotated as osteopetrosis-associated transmembrane protein 1. Gene Ontology annotation, cellular component: cytosol. Lineage: Eukaryota; Metazoa; Arthropoda; Insecta; Hemiptera; Aphididae. The record is from RefSeq and is a predicted model, not a curated record.